Messenger RNA from Tachysurus vachellii, 1852 nucleotides. It is a transcript of the gene sdsl, whose product is annotated as serine dehydratase-like. Gene Ontology annotation, biological process: L-serine catabolic process; L-threonine catabolic process. Gene Ontology annotation, molecular function: pyridoxal phosphate binding; threonine deaminase activity; L-serine ammonia-lyase activity. The transcript is spliced from 8 exons. The coding region runs from base 113 to 1075 and encodes 320 amino acids. The record is from RefSeq and is a predicted model, not a curated record. NCBI's taxonomy places the organism in Eukaryota, Metazoa, Chordata, Actinopteri, Siluriformes, Bagridae.
CAACCUUUGGACCUUGAGAAAGUUGCUCUGUGGGAGCUGCAGGUUUUUACUCUGAUUACACGGCACCUGUUUGAAGGGACUUUGUCUGUGCUUCAUCAUCAUCAUCAUCAUCAUGUCGGACCUGCAGGGAUUUCACAUCACAUCUCCUCUCACUGAGAGCAUUAACAUGUCGAAACGCAUCGGAUCACAGGUUUAUUUGAAGAUGGAAAGCGUGCAACCUUCCGGUUCGUUUAAAAUCAGAGGGAUCGGACACCUGAUUCAACAGCUUGCAGGUUCAGAUUCAAACGGUGUGGUCUGUUCUUCAGGAGGAAAUGCAGGCUUGGCUACAGCGUACGCAGCACGCAAGCUCAACAUCCCGGCCACCAUCAUAGUGCCUUCGUCUUCGCCCAAGCUAGUGUUGGAGAAACUGCAGGAUCACGGGGCCAAUGUCCGGGUCAAGGGUAAGGUGUGGGAUGAAGCAAACGCCGAGGCUCUUCGUCUGGCUGAAAGUGAAAACCUCACCUUGGUGCCACCAUUUGAUCAUCCUCUGAUCUGGAAAGGUCAUUCCAGUCUGGUCCACGAGCUGAAGGCGGCUCUGCCAUGUGAGCCGGGCGCCGUGGUUCUGUCCGUCGGAGGUGGUGGACUUUUCUGCGGAGUCGUUCAGGGCCUGGAUGAAGUCGGCUGGGGUCACGUCCCGAUCCUCUGUAUGGAGACCGUGGGAGCGGAUUGUCUUAACGCAGCCGUGAAAGCCGGACAUUUAGUCACUUUACCAGACAUUACGAGUGAGGCCAAAUGUCUAGGAGCAAAGACGGCGUGCAGACAAGCGUUCGAAUACAGCAAGAGACCCAACGUCAUCUCCGAGUUAGUGACUGAUCGACAGGCUCUACAGGCAGUGGAGCUCUUUCUCGAUGAAGAGCGUGUGUUAGUGGAGUUAGCAUGCGCAGCGUCGCUAGCUGCCGUGUACAGCAGCGUGAUACAACGGCUGCAGGAUGAAGGACGCCUGCGCAGACCGCUAGGCCCGCUGGUCGUAAUCGUGUGCGGAGGAAGCAGCGUUAACCUCGCUCACCUGCAGCACCUGCGCAACGUCUGCAAAUAAACACACGAGGGCCUGGAGAACACGUAGUGCCGUCAAUCAUACACGUCCAUACUGCACUUCAUUAAUAAAUAACCUCACACUACGGUAACACAGUCACACACUACAUAUAGGACUACAUUUCCCAUGAUGCUAUAGAGUCUCAGAUAUCACUCUAAUUAUAUUCUCUGAUCCUAAAAGUUUUCAUUAGGAAAUGUUUAAAUGGAACAUUAUGUUAAAGAGAAAACUGCUAGGCAACUGGGAAAAUUGAGCUAAAAUGACUAAGUGGUUUAGCUAGCAAACAAAUCAUUGUUGUGUGUGAUGUUAUAAAGACACUGUGGCCUUGAAACAAGACAAAAUGAUCAAGAAUAACGCUAAUUAACUCAUAUGUGUUGGUUAAUUAGUAAGAAUCAAUGCCACAUGGCUAUAAAUCACACUUUAAUUACAAUUAGCAUCAAUUGCUAAGCAAACUUACCAGGAGUUCUGACAUAUUGCUUUAUGUAAUUGAUAAAAUGUUUGUUAAACUGGACAGUGAUGCUGGAAACAAGACAAAAAACUAGCAAGAAUAUCAACUCGGAUGUGCUGGUUAAUUCUUCACAACUCUAACUCUAUAACUUUAAUUUUAAUUCUUCAACACGGUCAGCAGGUGGCGCUGGUGCUGUUCUUAUAGUUUUUGUCCUUCAGUAAUGAUUAUUUUCAGCGUUAUGAUGUUAUGGACUGAAUAAAACAAAUCAUUUAAAUACUAAAUAAAGAAGGAACACAUCCAGUUUUAUUAAUGUAAUUAAUGACACAAUAAAAUGC